Synchiropus splendidus (mandarinfish) is the source of this 4388-nucleotide messenger RNA. It is a transcript of the gene rhobtb3, whose product is annotated as Rho related BTB domain containing 3. Gene Ontology annotation, biological process: regulation of proteolysis; proteasome-mediated ubiquitin-dependent protein catabolic process. The transcript has 13 exons. Lineage: Eukaryota; Metazoa; Chordata; Actinopteri; Syngnathiformes; Callionymidae. The record is from RefSeq and is a predicted model, not a curated record. Bases 594 to 2453 code for a protein of 619 amino acids. Gene Ontology annotation, molecular function: ubiquitin protein ligase binding. Gene Ontology annotation, cellular component: cytoplasm.
CUGCUGCUGCCUAACCUGAUCAUCAUUUCAUCCCAUUCUGCUAUUUGUCUUUGCUUUUUCAUCAUCUUCUGGCUUCUCACUAUCUUUUCUUCAGCUGCCACUCUCCUCGCAUGUUUUACUCCUCUUGUCUCUCUUCACCUCUCUCUGCUCUAUCAUUUCCCACCCCCCUUUUCUCCCUCUCAAACUCUUCCCUCUCUCACUCUAUCUCAUCCAUACACGCUCUCUCUCUCUGCGCUUCUCCCUCUCUCUCGGUAACUUUGAACACAGUGGAGCGAGCUGCUGCCCUCUCCUCCUCCUCCUCUUCUUCUUUCGCUCCCUCCUCCUCCACAUCAUUCCGUCGCCUGCACGAUCGUGGACGCAGGUCCGGGUCGGAGCCGCGGUGGGUUCUUGUGAAUGAAUAACGCACCGGGACGAUGCGAGCCAGUGUCAGCCCUGCCAGCAGCUGCAGCAGGGCUCCGCGGGGACCAGCCGCCGGUGAGACGGACUGUUAGCGGAGAGGAGCGGAGGCUCACUGCGGUAAAGCCGAGUCUGACUGCAGCCUGGACGGAGGACGCACCGUGACGGCAGCGCCGAGCCGCGGGACCCCAGCCACCAUGUCCAUUCACAUCGUGGCCCUUGGUAGCGAGUGUCCCGGAGGUGUGGGCUCCGGGGACGAGCUCAUCGGUCAGGGGCAGCUGCAGGGCGGCCUGCUGUGGAGCUACCUGGGGCACGGGGCCGUGGUGGGGCCAUGUGACCUGGAGAGCAGCCUGCACAACCCGGCCUUCAUGGAGUACACCUCCCGAGUGUUCGGUGACGUCACCGUGGUGGUCCGGGACUGUCCCAGCUGGGACUUGUUGGACAGCGACUGGGCCAGUGUGCGGAAGGUUCUGGAGCAAGCGGACAUACUGGUUAUCAAAUACUCGGUCACAGAUAAGGUAGCAUUCCAGCAGGUCAGGAACGGAUACGCGCCGAGACUGCGGCCGCUACUGAGGCACUGGGGUGUGCCAGUCAUCCUGGUGGCUGUGGGAGCGCGGCUGAACGACGAGGGUCCCCCAUGCACAUGCCCCCUGUGUGCGUCCGACUGGAGCAGCUGUGUUCCCCACAGUGAGGGUCUGCAACUGUCCCGGGACCUGGGGGCCACCUACCUGGAGCUGCCCUCUCUCAACCACGUGUUUGUGGGACGCUACUUUGGAAGUGUGCUGGAGUACUUCAUGAUUCAGUGUCUGAAGCACAAAGCCAAAGAGAGACCGGAGAAGAGACGAGGGAACAAAGUCAACGACCUGCGGCCGCCUCAUCUGGAACAGCCAGCUCGCCUUCCUCCUAUCCGGGUCGAAGAGUCGAGCUUCUCUCAGGACAUGCAGUGGCUGCUGGAGCGUGGCGUGCAGUUUGCAGACGUGGCUUUUUACUCGGGGGACUCUGGGAAAGAGCUGGGCUGGGCUCACGCAGCUGUGCUGUGUGCCGUCAGUCCGUACUUCAGGCAGCUGCUCUUGGGUCCCAAAACCAGGGAGCGUCCGCAGUCUCGCUGUGCCUGCAGAGAGCGGGACGGGGGUCCGCACUCGCUGCUCUCCACGUGGGACGGUGGGAUCAUCGAUGACCUCCCAAGAUCAGAGGGUCACAUGACGGGCAGGCUGUCUCGCCUGGUGGUGAAGGACCCCCUGCUGUGCAUGUGUCUGUGGGAGACGCUGAUGUUCAUCUAUAGAGGAGCGUGGGAGUGGGAACACCUCCAGGAGGCGCUGGAAGAGAAGCUCAAGAACUCGCUGGCUGUGGCUCAGCUGAUGGACCGCAUACGGUCACUCAUCGGCCGAGAGCGGGGCCCCAGAGACACACCCAGCGUGCGGGCGGCUCAGCUCGGCCCCCUGACACUUGUCAACCUCUUUAAUUCCCCUCUUUACUCGGAUGUCAUCUUCAUGGUUCAAGGGAGUGUGUUGCCGGCACACAGAGCAGUGCUUGUGGCCCGCUGCGACGUCAUGGCUGCCAUGUUCAGUGGGAAGUACGCAGAGGCCCGCAGUCGAGUGGUUCCCAUCCAUGGUGUUUCCUCAGACACGUUCCUGUCCUUCCUGGAGUAUCUCUACACAGACUCUUGUUGUCCCGCCAGCGUGCUGCAGGCCAUGGCCGUGCUGGUCUGCGCGGAGAUGUACCAGGUGAAGCGGCUGCAGCACCUGUGCGAGGUGUGCGUGUGUGCGUACCUGCAGAGCAUGCCCAGCCGAGAGCUGGCAUCCACAGGCAUCAGCGUGGUGCGGCUCCUGCGGCGAGCCAAGUGUCACAACGCCGAGCAGCUCUACGUCUGGCUCCUGCACUUCAUCGCCAAUAACUACCUGAUCUUCAGUCACAAGCCCGACUUCCUGGAACUGUCAGACGAGGAGCGGGAGCAGGUGGAGCGGCUCCGCUGGCCCUCCAGAGGUUACCUGCAGGAGCUCAGCGAGUACCAGCAGCGGCGACGCAAGCUGCGCAAGUCGCGCUGCGCUGUCAUGUAACGGCAGGCGCUCCUGCGGACCACAGACAACAGCAGUGAGCCCACACCCUCACAGGCAAUAAACAUUUGUGGGACUUCAUAGACCAACUGUGCUGCCAGAGGAGGACAAGAGCUGCAGCGUCUGCUGGAGGGAGAGCAGGAUCAGCUGUGACAGAAACCUCAUUGUUUGACCACCGGAAAGACUCAAGAGGUCAGAGUUCACAAUGGAAGAACACAGAACAUUUGGAAUGGAUAACUAUAUUUUUGAAGCGUUCAUGUCUUCUCCUGGGUCAGAGGUCGAUAACUGUCUAUAGGAGGCCCCACUCCACUUGAGGGUGACUGCAGUCCAGAGCUCCGAAGACCAUGAACCUCUGCUGACAUUUGGACUCAUCAUGUACCAAAUGUCUCAAAAACACAUCUGUGUUUGGAAGAGUCCGUCUCGCUCAGUGGUUCUGGCUCAGCUCUGGAGGCAGGGUCUGCAACGUCAUGAAUGGAGAGCCUACCAAAUAAUCCCAUCUCCGAAAGGUGAAGCCCCACUGUCAUGUGACUGUCAGACACCAAUACGUUUGAGGUCUGGUCACGGGGGCAGCAGCUGGAUUAAAAAGAGGUCCAGACUUCCGCUCCUGAUAUCUGGGAGCCGACUGGGUAGAUGGUGUCUAGAUCAGUCCACAAGCAACUCUGUGUUCCUCAAGAAGAUCUGAGGAGGCUUCUGGAGAGAGGACGUCUGGGCGUCUUUGCUCAUGCUGCUGCCCCCACCACCUGGGAUAAGGAAUCUGGAUUCUACUGGUAUAGACUGUUCCCAUCAUGCUCUUCAUAUUCUUCAACCUGAAACCUGAACAAGGACUUGGCGCCUCAGGUUGAGGUGGGACCAUGGAUCCUGCUCUCCUACAGAUCAGUAGCAUUCAUCCGUUGCUUCUCCACCGGGAGCCGUUUUCCUCUUGAGUUUUGGAUCAUAAUUUGGAUCUGAUUUACUGGUGCUGCAAUUAUUUUUCUAAAUGUUUCUCCCUCUCAUGGCGAGACGACAGCGGGUGGCUUACAGCCCAGCGUUGGACCACAGAAGAUACCUGCUCUCCUCACGGAAGAGGAGGAGAAAUGUUGGACUGUACAGAUGAGGAAUAAAAACACGUUUUAAAAGUGAUUUGUCUGAUAUAUAUAUAUGUGUGUGUGAGAGAGAGGAAGAACACCAAAUUUAGUUCUGAUUUGCUUCAGUCACAUUUAAAAGUAUCAAUUUCGACCAAAAUAGUAUGUUCUUAACUCGUUUUUAAUUUCAAUUUGUGUCGUUACCUGAAGCCGUUCUUUGUACUUUUGUCUAUACUGACACCAAGUGGCGGUGUUGCUGCAACACAUUUCUAUUGUAAACGAUGACGUCGGCCUCAGAGUUGCCAAACCCACAAUUAUAAAAGAGCUUCAAAUAUCGUUCUUGUUAAAGUUUUUGACCAUCGUAUGGAGUAUCAUUAUCACGCCAAGUAGUUUCUAAAUUCAUGUUUUAGCUGCAGUGACUUACUACAUUUAUAUCCAGGGGCAGGGAAAUAUCAAGCUACUUUCAAAGAUUCUUCUUGCAUCUAGAAGAUCAGACAGGAGGCGAUGUGGUCAAGCCUCAAGGUUACUACACAGGGAAACAUCACCUUAGACUAAUAAAAAACAAAUCAAUGUACAACCGUCCAGAAAUCCACCUAGUGAGGUGUCGAGCUGUGUCAGUUCUUAAUACAGUGGAACCUGGGUUCUCGACCGUUCGAGAAGUGAUUUGUUUAAAAUCUGAAUGGAUUUUUCCCAUUAUAAUGAAUGGAAAAAAAAUAAUGCGUUCCAAGCCUUAAAAUAGUCUUUUGUAGGAGUGAAUGUAGAGUGUCUGCUGCAGGUGCGCUGUUCCUCUAUGUGUGUGGCCGCUGCAUGUGGGAGGGGUUGCCGAGUGAGUGACGUCUCUCCAGAAGUGAAGAGGUGCCCGGUGCGUGUCCAGCUC